AGUUUGAGAGGUUUCCUUCCAUAAAAUUAAAUCGAUUCUAGACUAAUUUGACUCGAUCAUUUCCAAACACAAUUUUUUGGGAAUAUUCCACAUAAAAUAUGCUAUAAACAAAACAUAAAAUUGUAGGAAUACUUACAGUAUGUGCACUGUUUGAAGAUGCCAUUGCUUAAGCUCAUUUUCGUUGCAGAGCAGCACACUGGAAAGCAGACACAUACAAAGCAUGUCAUGUGACAUUUUGGGGACAUUUGGUCAGGUGACUACUCGCUCGUCUUGGCCAUGCCUCGCAUCUCUUGACGUGUUUCCUGAUAAUUUAAUAAUAAUAAAAAUAUAAUGAAUGACUAUAUGAUACAAUAACAGGUAAAACCACUCACUAACGACAAUAAUUUUAUCAUAUAUUUUAUGAUGAUAAAUAGUCAGAUACAUCAUGUCUUCUUGAUCAGGCAUGGCCAACAUACGGCCUGCAGGCCAGAUUUGGCCCAUCUAAUGAAUUUAUGUGGCCCGCACUCAAUCUUUCAAUAUUAGGUAUUGAAGUCUGAAUAGCUCUAUGAAAAAUUCUGAUGCGUAGAGAAAAAAAAUCACUAACUCACUGUGCAUGUAGAGUUAACCCUCCAUUUCCAUUACAAAUCUUUUAAGUACAGCAUAGUGUUGCUAAAGCAUGAUAAUGUGAAAAAUUUAUCUGUAAUCUCUAUGUACAAUUUAGUCUCUACAGGGUGACACCACAAUGAGAUCUUGCACCACCUCAAAAUCUUCCUAGGGCAGCCCUGGUUCAGCCCAUGGAAAAGUUCUGUUUCCAAUUCGGCCCAGGGGCAAAAACUGUUGGCCAUCCCUGGUCUUCAUGUAAAUAAAUAAAACUAAAUUUUGCUUAAGACAUGAAAGAGAUUAGGCAAUUUAAAAGCAGAAAAGAAUUAUUAGUUAUUUAUGGAAAUAUCAUACAUAUGUUGAUUUUAAUCCAUAUUUAAAUGGAAUGAUGUUUUAAUAUUUCUAUUAAUGAUGCUUCCAAAGUUCAGCAAAUUUUUCUGCAAGAAGAGUAUGUUAUCACAUGACAUCAUAGAUUAUGUCAUGUGACCAAAUGGCCCCAAGAAAUGUCAUGUGACACGUCUUGUACAUGUCCACCUUCCAACGUGCCACUCUGCGAUGAAAAUGAGCUUAAACAAUGGUGUCUUUGAAUGGUGCACUCUAGGUAUUUCUUCAAUUUUUUGUUUAUAGCAUAUUUUAUAUGGAUUAUUCCCAAAAAAUUAUACGUGUUUGAAAAUGAUCAAGUCAAAUAAGUCUAGAAUCAAUUAAUUUUAUGGGGAAAAACCUCUCAAACUGCUGUGCCCCCUAAGCUGCCUAUUUCAGAUAUUAACACCUUUUAAGUACUUGAUAAGUAUAUAAAUAAUGGCACAAUUACAUUUCUGAAUCAGAUAGUUGGGAUCUUAACAGAGCUGUAGACAAUAUCCACAGGAGCAAAAAAGUGAAAGGAAAUAUACCUCUAUACGUGACAUACAUUUAGAGGUAUGUUUCCUUCAUGACAUAUAGUCUUCCAAAAUCAGCUUAUUUCUAGGACAUACAUAAUCAGAAGUCAUGUUGUUCUGCUAAGACUAUCAUGUUUAACUAUUUAGCCCGCACGACUAUGCAAGCUUUGAGUAGUCCACUUGACUGUUCUCGAAGUAUUUGAUUUUAUGUAGUUUUAGAUGUGGGAGCUUUGCCGCCCAAACAGGCUGGCUCACAUCACUCACACUGAAGCACAUGAUCAUGUGGCGAACGCCGCCUUUCACAUCUGUAUCCUUAACGGUUGUACAGACAAGCAAUUACCCCCGGGCAUAUGAGUCACCACUUCCUGGAAUAAAUUCGAACUCACUACACAAAGACGGUCGAAAACCAGUUGUCCUUUGUUAGCUGCGUCGUCGAGACAUGUGUUGUACCUAGUACGCGAGAAGAACAAUAAAAGUUUAGUUUUGUUACGAUCUCGUCUCAUUCGUUUCUUCCACUCACAGCGACCAGAGAUAAAAGCAACCACCACGCCAAAACCACAUUGGUGAGCCGGACUUAGAACAUAUUUCGACAAAGAACUACCAUUGGAACCUUCAUCAGGUACGUCGUUUACUACCUUUUCUCAAGACCUCAGUCGUCAGAUCAUGGCCGAGAUUGGAGCUGUAAAAAUCCCUCCAUACAACUUUUCCGACCCAGCCUUAUGGUUCCACAUGUGCGAAAGCACAUUUGCGCUGGGAUCGCCAAAGCCGAUCACGGAAAGUGCCACAAAGUUCAACUACGUAGUGGCCCAUUUACCACCGGAAGUCGCAUCAACGGUUAGAGACAUUAUUAUUUCUCCGGACCGUACAGACCCGUACGGUCACAUAAAGGUGGAACUUAUUAAACGAUCCGGCGAAUCGUCUCAACAGGAGCUACGAAAACUAUUGGCCGGAGAACAGCUAGGAGAUCGCAAACCCUCCGAACUACUACGUGUUCUAAAGCGUCGGGCGGAAAAUUUUCAAAUCCCGGACGCAGUUAUACUAGAAUUAUUCAUACAACACCUUCCGACUUCCGUCCAAUCCAUCCUAGCCGCCAUUACCCCACUCGACGUAGACAAAGCAGCGGAGGUAGCGGACCGCGUGGUGGAAGUAACCCCCGCAACGAUAGCUUCAGUGUUGCAACCCGAGGAACCCGAUACCGUAACCAACAAAAUACUAAUCGAAAUAGAUAAACUUAACAAGCGAAUCGAUCAACUAACGCAGGCACGUCGGGAUCGCAGUGACCAUUUUUCUCGACGCUCCCGCAGCAGUUCAGGACAUCGCAACAAUUCAACUCGCCGCAGUAUCAACAACUACUGCUGGUACCACAACCGUUUUGGCGCAAAGGCACAAAAAUGUACUCCUCUGUGUAGUUCUCCAACAAACGAGAACGGCGAAGCGUAGAGGCGACAUGCACUUUGCCGGAACAAUCUCGUCGCCUGUUCAUCCUAGACAAGAGAACGAACAUAAACUUUCUCGUCGACACAGGUUCCGACGUAUCAAUAUUUCCAGCCUCCUCGUCUCAAA
Messenger RNA from Centruroides sculpturatus (bark scorpion), 3017 nucleotides. RefSeq lists its product as uncharacterized. The record is from RefSeq and is a predicted model, not a curated record. NCBI's taxonomy places the organism in Eukaryota, Metazoa, Arthropoda, Arachnida, Scorpiones, Buthidae. The transcript has a single exon. The coding region runs from base 2118 to 2894 and encodes 258 amino acids.